AUGGACUGUAGCCCACCAGCUCCUCUGUCCAUGGAAUUUCCCAGGCAAGAAUACUGGAGUGAGUUGCCAUUUCCUUCUCCAGGGGAUCUUUCUGACCCAGGGAUUGAACCCGAGUCUCCUGAAUUGGCAGGAGGAUUCUUUAUUGCUGAGCCACCAGGGAAGGCCCAAACUUUCAUUGUAAUGGGGUUUUUACAAAACAAGGAGCUUGUGGGUCAGAUUUCUGUUUUUCAGUGUGAUCUGGCUAUCAUCCAUCUGUAUAUUGGGCCUCUCAUUUCUCAACUUUUUCACUUUCUCUUCAAAUCUUCUCAUUUCUCCUUAUUCCUCCUUAAUAUUUGUCUUUUCUCAGAACUCAAUAAAGAUUGGAAAAGAGGAAUGUGA
Rangifer tarandus platyrhynchus (Svalbard reindeer) is the source of this 378-nucleotide messenger RNA. The record is from the annotation of a GenBank genome assembly. Lineage: Eukaryota; Metazoa; Chordata; Mammalia; Artiodactyla; Cervidae.